AUGAAGCCUGUGAUGGGGUUCUUAAAAGAGAAAAGUGAAAAGGAUCUUUUGACCUUGCUGGAGCCUUCAAGUGAAGUCUCAUGGAAGACAAGGCCUUUGCCAGUAUGGCUUUGCAAUGUGGCCCCUUUGCUGCAGAAUUUGCUGAAAGUAGAUGCCAAAUGCAUCUUUCCAGCCAAAAAGCUGGCAGAAGCUUUAGCAAAGAUCCAAAAGGAUCAUUACAGGAUCAAUUUCACCAGGAUGAAAGAUGAUCAGUUCAUUGACAAAGCUUGCCUUUACAUCAGGGUAGCAGCAGCCCAAUUGAGAGAACUGGCCACCAAGCCAGAUCAGUAUCAGAGGACCAUGAGGAAGGCUUCCAUUGUGGAGAAGCAAGUUUUGGAUGACUUGAUUGAAAAGAUCUCUUUGGGAGGUGAUCCAGGUGAGGGCAGCUUGGAGCAGGGUGAAGUCUUGUUGCCACAUCCAGCCGAAGAGCCCAAGGAGAAGGCUGCAAAGCCCAAGCAGAAGCCAGAGCUGAGCAUUUUCACAAGGAUUUUGUCCAAAAAGCCAAGCACCCCAGAGAAGAUGACACAGGCUGCUGAAGCUUCUAGCUCACAGGCCAAAAGCGGCAAGCCUUCUUGUGUGGCUCUUGUCCCAUGGGUGGCUGAAGCAAGCAGCAAGAAGCCAACCCAGCAGAGCUCUGAAAGGAAGGCCAAGGCCAAGGCUGGUACCAAGAAGGUUAAGAAGGGUGCUGCAAAGGCAGCCAAGAAGACAGCAAAGGCAAGCUCCAGUGCUCCCAAGGCAAAGCCAAAGUGCUCAUUCAGGCACCGGGCAACAUCAGCAGCCAAUCACAAGGCAAGGAAGUUGGCAGAGAAGAUGGGUCUCACACCCAAUAGUGCCAAGGCACAGGGUAGGGAAGCUGCCAGGGAAGUGUCCAGGCAGAUUAACCUGGGAAUUUUGCUUGAGGAGUGA
Messenger RNA from Durusdinium trenchii, 945 nucleotides. Lineage: Eukaryota; Dinophyceae; Suessiales; Symbiodiniaceae. The record is from the annotation of a GenBank genome assembly.